Messenger RNA from Rotaria socialis, 1995 nucleotides. Lineage: Eukaryota; Metazoa; Rotifera; Eurotatoria; Philodinida; Philodinidae. The record is from the annotation of a GenBank genome assembly.
AUGGCAACAAAAGAAAUUACAACGAUGAAUAAUGGCAUAGAAGAACAACUAAGUAAAUCACGUACAACUUACCGUGAUCUUCAUCAUUUACCACAUCAAUCCAAUAUUUCACCAUUACACAAUAAAUUAGAUCAUAAAAUGCUUCCAAGCGAAGAUAGCGAUGAUGAUACUACAUUGCCGACAUUUGUCAAUCAAUUUUUCUUUCCUAAAAAUACAGUAAAAAUCUUUUCAUCGCCACCACCAGCUAAUGAUACAGGAAUGUUUCGUGCUAUACGUGGUCAAGUAGUAAUUCAUCAUGAUAAUGAACGCGCAUCGAAAGUUCAACGUGAAGAAAAUCGAAACAGUGAACAUCGUGACGACGAAGAAGACGAUGAAGAACUUGAAAAUCUUUCAAUAAAUCGUGUCAAUGGUGGAAAUUAUGAAUUACAUUAUGAUGUUGAUAAUCCACUUGAGAUUUCUUGUUCAAUGUCACUUUCAUCAGCCGAAACAAUAUCCGAUCAUUCAUCGUCGCCUAUACGUCAAAUAUUAUCAAAUAAUGUCAAUGGAAACAGCUCAAAUCUUCAACGCGAACAUACACCUGUUGAAAUAUCCGAAUGCAACAACGAUGAUGAAGACGAGGAGGAUGACAAUGACGAUGGAGAUGAUUGUGGGGAUGAUACACCCUCACCACUAUUGAGUGAUAUUGAACAUCAUGAACGCAGGAUCAGUGAUCACGAUAGUAUAAAAGAUCAAGAUGAAAAACUGCGAACAUUUCGUGGUUGGCAUUUAUCGAUGCUUAGGCAGAUCGAUGAAAAAUUACGCGAAAUUGAACUUGAAACAGUAACAAGUACAAAUAAAACAAUGCCGAAUCAGCAAAAUAAAAAAUCGUGUGUAAAAAUUUUAGCAAAUAAGAAAAAAGUUUUUCGUUCAAGUAUUCGCCGACGUUUUGAAACAACAAAUGAUAAACGUCAUCAUUCACCUAUAUCUCACGUUAAAAUCAAUAAAACUGGUUCAUCAACACCACCCGUUGAAGAAGAAUCACGUACACUUAUUAUUAAUUUGCCACCCUCGUCAUCAUCAUCAUCUUCUUCGGAUAACGAACAAGAUUUUCCACCUCCUCCAACUACAUCCGAACCAAUACAUAUUCGUAUUGUUCAAAGUCCUGUUCAUCCAACACGUCAACGUGCACAAAGUACUGAACCACUAAUUGUACGUGAUCAAGGUGCACAAACUGAACCAUUGCAUGAAUCAAAUAAUAAUAAUUUUAAUCGUCGACCUGUACGUCCUGCUAGUAUUGAAAGUGAUCGCAUACCACCGACACGUUCAUUAACACGUCUACAAGGUAAUCAAUUUCUUCAACAACAGCAGCAACAGCAGCAGCAGCAGCAGCAGCAGCAACACGUUCAACGUCCCACAGAACAAAUUAGAUACUAUAGUUUACGUAGUCGAAAUAUACAACCAAGACCAAGUCUUGUGAUGCAAGCACCAUCAUCAAUGUCUCACGUACCAAAAACAGCAUCGCCUUUUGUUUAUAAACAGCCAACGCCUAUUGAAAGAAAACUUCAACCAGUACCUCCUCCUCCAGCACCACCACAGCCACAAUCACCAUCUUCAAAUUUUCGCCCGAUUACAUCUCCUGAUCCAUCUGUCUAUUCAGAUGAUUAUGGACAUGUGACACAAAUGAAUACAAAAAAUUUAGGAAAUCUAGUUGAUAAAGUCUUCGAUGAUAUUUAUCAAGAUAGACCAACAGAUUUUUAUCGCGAUUAUCAGCAACUAUUAAAUGACAUUCAAAUUCGAUUUAGUAUGGUAUCCUCAACCGAACAGCCAUCUAUUAUUCAUCAUCCUGGACAUGCUGCUCCUCCUCCUCCUCCUCCACCUCCACCUCUACCACAUAGUAUUCAUCGUUCAUUACCAUCACAACCAAUGCUUGUUGAUUAUUCUCGAAUAUCACAAAAUCCAUCAUCGCCACAAGCACGUCGUUGUGACACAUUGAUUUAUAUUCCUAAUACUCUUUGA